Messenger RNA from Cladophialophora psammophila CBS 110553, 801 nucleotides. RefSeq lists its product as uncharacterized. Bases 1 to 801 code for a protein of 266 amino acids. The record is from RefSeq and is a predicted model, not a curated record. Gene Ontology annotation, biological process: positive regulation of DNA-templated transcription, elongation; positive regulation of transcription by RNA polymerase I. NCBI's taxonomy places the organism in Eukaryota, Fungi, Ascomycota, Eurotiomycetes, Chaetothyriales, Herpotrichiellaceae. Gene Ontology annotation, cellular component: CTDK-1 complex. The transcript has a single exon.
AUGGCCGAUCCCUUCGAAGUCCGCAUGCGCUUCACCAACCUCCUCACCCACCUCUCGGCCUCUGCCACGGCCUCAAUAAAAACCGCCCACUAUGCCCUCAAACACCGGGACAUGGAUGAAGACCUCCACUCAUGCAUUCUUGAAAACCUGGAGAGGGGAAACACAAACAUGAACAACCGUGCCAACAUCAUGUACUUCUUGGAACAUCACGCAGACAUCAAUAUGAAGGAAGGGGGCCAUGAGGCGUACGUGGAGAUGGUCAAACGGGAUAUGAUGAGGAUCGUGGAUGCGGUUGCGCAGAGCGGGGCGAAUGUCAAAGUCGUGAGGCGGGUUGUCACCGGACUGGGCGAGAAAGGUGUUCUUACGCCGGAGGUGAUCAGUGCAAUCGAGAGCGGAUUGAAGGAUAAAGAGGAGAAGUUUGGGAAACUGCUGGGAGACGAGGACGGGGAGCCAGAAGCAGGAGGUGACAAGGACGUCAUGGAUAUAACUGCCCCGGAGGGCGGCGCAGCGGAUGGUGCUCAGAGACCGACGCCACGGACUGGAGCUGAGCGUUCGGGAAAGCCCAACGGCGUGUCGAAGAUGGAUAAACGGGCGAUCGAGCAGAGAAUAGAAGAGGACAGAGAGCGGAAUAAACGACUACGGGAAAGCGUCUGGGCGGUGACGGGCGACGACGAUCAAGAAUUAGACAAGAUGUGGGAAGAAGGUGCUUUGCUCGGUGAAGACGAACAUGUCAUCGCCGAAGAAGAAGCUGAAGAACGUCUUCAGUUCGUCUGUUAUCAUCGAGCUACGCUUGGAUCCUGA